Balaenoptera musculus (blue whale) is the source of this 751-nucleotide messenger RNA. It is a transcript of the gene C8H11orf91, whose product is annotated as chromosome 8 C11orf91 homolog. The transcript has 2 exons. The record is from RefSeq and is a predicted model, not a curated record. NCBI's taxonomy places the organism in Eukaryota, Metazoa, Chordata, Mammalia, Artiodactyla, Balaenopteridae. The coding region runs from base 3 to 584 and encodes 193 amino acids.
AGAUGCCGAAGGGGCGGCGCGGCAGCCAGAGCCCCACGAUGAGCCAGCAGCCGGCCCCGUCCCUUUACUUCCCUUCCCUCUACGACCGCGGCAUCUCCUCGUCCCCUCUCAGCGACUUCAACAUCUGGAAGAAGCUCUUCGUGCCGCUGAAGGCGGGAGGGGCGCCGGCGGGCGGGGCGGCUGGAGGCCAGCCUCUGACCCAGGCGCUCCCGGCCCCAGCGCCCCUGCCGCCACCGCCGCCCGGCCUGGGUUCCCCCAGUGAGCGGCACUGUCCCCCGCCCUGGCCCUCCGGCCUGGCCUCCAUCCCCUACGAGCCUCUGCGCUUCUUCUACUCGCCACCGCCGGGGCCCGAGGUGGCUGCCUCGCCCCUGGCCCCCGGCCCCAUGACACCCCGGCUAGCCUCUGCCCCCCACCCCGAGGAGCUGUGCGAGCUGGAGAUCCGGAUUAAGGAGCUGGAGCUGCUCACCAUCACUGGGGACGGCUUCGACUCCCAGCGCUAUAAAUUCUUGAAGGCGCUGAAAGAUGAAAAGUUACGAGGCCUGAAGACGAGGCAGCCUGGAAAGAAGUCGGCCUCUCUCUCCUGAGGAGCUGCCCACCAGAGCCUAAGCAGCGGCCUCCUUAGGUGUUAGUUCUUAGAUAAUGUGCCCCGUUUGUUGUCAUUUCAAAGAUCGUUAUUUUUUGUUCUGUAUUUACUGCUGUUCUCGUUGCUCCCAGCACAUACUCUACAUACAGUGUCCACUUGAGUGGUAAA